Molecule: messenger RNA, 1018 nt
Organism: Lepus europaeus (European hare)
Lineage: Eukaryota; Metazoa; Chordata; Mammalia; Lagomorpha; Leporidae
Gene: MRPL4
Product: mitochondrial ribosomal protein L4
Exons: 9
Coding region: 59-943 (294 amino acids)
Biological process (GO): translation
Cellular component (GO): ribosome
Molecular function (GO): structural constituent of ribosome
Source: RefSeq, a predicted model, not a curated record
CGUCGCGCCCGUCCCCCGGGAGCCUUGACCUCCCCGUGGCGUGGGGAGCCGCGCCGCGAUGCUGCGGUUGGUGCUGGCCGGAGCACGGGCCUGGCUUCGGCCCGCCGGCUGCCGGGGCCUGCACUCGCUGGCAGGAGAGGCAGCGCGGACCGCGGAGAAGCCGCAGCCGGCAGCGAGCUCAGGUCUCCAUCAGCCCGUGCUGCGCAAAUGCGAGCCCCCGGUCUCCGCGCCCCGGCGGCCGGUGCAGGCCUGGGUCGAGUCCCUGCGAGGCUACGAGCAGGAGCGCGUGGGCCUGGCCGAGCUGCACCCCGACGUUUUCGCCGCGGCGCCCAGGCUGGACGUCCUGCACCAGGUAGCCGUCUGGCAGAAGAACUUCAAGAGAAUUAGCUACGCCAAGACCAAGACGAGGGCGGAGGUGCGGGGCGGCGGCCGGAAGCCGUGGCAGCAGAAGGGCAGCGGACGGGCCCGGCACGGCAGCAUCCGCUCCCCGAUCUGGCGCGGAGGAGGCAUCGCGCACGGCCCCCGCGGCCCCACGAGUUACUACUACAUGCUGCCCAUGAAGGUGCGCGCGCUGGGCCUGAAGGUGGCGCUGAGCGUCAAGUUGGCCCAGGAUGACCUACACAUCGUGGACUCCCUGGAGCUGCCCACCGCGGACCCCCAGUACCUGACCGAGCUGGCCCGCUACCGCAGCUGGGGACCCUCGGUGCUCCUCGUGGACUUGACACACGAAGGGAUGCCCCAGAACGUCGUGGAGGCCACGGCGGGGCUCAAGACAUUCAACCUGCUGCCAGCUGUCGGCCUGAACGUGCACAGCAUGCUGAAGCACCAGAGCCUGGUGCUCACGCUGCCCGCCGUCGCCUUCCUGGAGGAGAAGCUGCUGUGGCAGGACUCGCGCUACGGACCCCUGUACCCCUUCCGCCUGCCCUACCGCGACUUCCCCUGAGCCCCGGGGCUCCGUGUCGCCUCUCUUUUUUUAAAUAAAUAAUAAAGCUUAUUUUUUACCCCGAGAGAGUAAGCA